This is a messenger RNA of Neopelma chrysocephalum (saffron-crested tyrant-manakin), 1693 nucleotides long. RefSeq names its product potassium voltage-gated channel subfamily E regulatory subunit 3 (gene KCNE3). The record is from RefSeq and is a predicted model, not a curated record. Gene Ontology annotation, cellular component: membrane. Lineage: Eukaryota; Metazoa; Chordata; Aves; Passeriformes; Pipridae. Gene Ontology annotation, molecular function: voltage-gated potassium channel activity involved in ventricular cardiac muscle cell action potential repolarization; delayed rectifier potassium channel activity; transmembrane transporter binding. The coding region runs from base 897 to 1208 and encodes 103 amino acids. The transcript is spliced from 2 exons. Gene Ontology annotation, biological process: negative regulation of delayed rectifier potassium channel activity; membrane repolarization during action potential; regulation of heart rate by cardiac conduction.
CACCCUGGGGUUAGGGAGAGUGGAAAAUGGCUGUAAGUGGUGGUUAAAAGGGCACUGGAGUGAUGUGAAUGCAGUGGGAAAAGCAGGAGGAGGAGGGAAAAGGGUCGAGGUGCCUGAGGAGAGAAACUAUGGCUGUCGUGGACCCUGUGGGACCACGCAGGAUCCCGGCUGGGUGAUGGGGACCUGCUCCCACUGGGUCUGUGGUGCUGGAGGAGACGUUGGGGUCCAUGUUGGCACUUCUGACAUUGCUGUCCCAGCCACAGCAUCAUAAACUGAUUUUAAUAGACAGGGAUAAGAAAGUCCCCUGGGACUAAAGUCCCCACAUCCUGCUCCAACAAGACCUGACCCCCACCCACAGCCCCUCACCACUGCUCUGGGCCUUUUUUCUUCCUCACAAGCCUUGGGGUUUCUCUGCAUCUGCCCUCGGGGUUUUGGGUGGACCAAGGGUGCAGCUGGGAGCAAUGGGGCUGGAAAAAGAGGAAAAUCUCAUUUCAUGGAGCAGGCUCAGCUCUGGGAGGGAAUGACGAGCAGGGAAGAACGUGCCCAGGCAGGCUUGGUGCCAGUGUCAGGGCUCGGGGACAGACGGAUGAGGAGGGACAGGAAAACGUGACCGGCAGCGUGUGCCGGAGGGGAAACGCAGAAUCCAGCUCUCCCGGCCCUAUAAGGCCCCCGGUAUCUGGCUGGGGCGAGGGGGCCGUGGAAGGACCCUUGGGGUUGGGGACAGGCUGGUGGCCCGUGGCGGGGCUGGGUGGCUGUGGCAGGUGGCUCUGCCCCGGGAAGGGGAGGAGACUGGCGGCACUCCCAGCCCGGCCGCAUCCCUUCCCACCGCCCGCGAUGCUCAGUCUGGCUCAGCCUGGCAGCAGCGCAGGCAGGGAGGGCACCCCGGCCUAGAGGACAUGGAAGAGAAUAACCAGACGGAGACCUGGCAACAAAGCCUGCAGGCUAUGCUUAACGCCUUAAACCAGACACUCCACGGGGUCAUCCUCUGCCCCGCUGACCACUCUGCCACCACUGCUGCUGCCACACAGAAUACCCGCCUUGGCCAUCCCAGCCGGAAUGACAACGCCUACAUGUACAUCCUCUUUGUCAUGACGCUCUUUGCUGCCACGGUGGGCAGCCUCAUCCUGGGCUACACCCGCUCCCGGAAGGUGGACAAGCGCAGUGACCCAUACCACGUCUACAUCAAGAACAGGGUCUCCAUGAUCUGAGCCUGGCCCUAACGCCUUGUCCCCACAGAGCCAGUGGGUUUGGGGUCAGGUUGCUCCGCACAUUCCACUGUCUGUGGGAUGUGGCAGUGUUGCCGGCCCCAAAUCUCCUGGGAACCCCCACCGUGGAGAUGCUCAGCCCCGGUGUGAGCAGCACCAGGAUAUCCUCACCAGGAUACAGCUCCUGGCUGGCAAGAGCUGGCAGAAUGCAAGCGACAGGCAGGUCCUGGUCCUGCAGACCCACCUUGACUGAGCCCCAUGGGGACAGGGAUGGUAAAGGCAGCUCCUUACCCACAUGCUGAGGCUGGAAGGGGUCUUCCAGGAGAAAAAUUCCCCAUUUUCUGAUGCCUACUGGAUCAACCAGCGUUGACCUCCAUGGGCUCCCAGCAGCUGUGUGACACGGGCUUUUCUGGUGCUGCAACCCUGUAAUUCUUGAGCUGGGCUAGGCCCUGCUUUUCUGGCAGGGAAUUAAAGGAGGUGGCGGGUUC